AUAGGAUACAGUUAUCAUUCAGUACAACAAUCAUGUGUUGUAAACCCUAGAUGUACAGACAGCUGUGUUGAUACUGCACAUUCCAGUAUUUGUGAUAAAAGACCUAUUAAUGGUGUAGAUAAUUUCUUUCAUCAACUGAUACCAGGAUUCGGGUGGGUGAAGAUGCCUUGUGCACCGGGAACCAAUUACUUCAUGGAUACAUGUUCUUGUUCAACCUUCGCUAAACCAGUGUCUUAUCAGCCCCAGAAACCGGAUUGUAGACCAUUAUUAUAUCUACCAUUUGAUUCUGACGUACGUGACCAUUCUGGAAACUAUAAUUACGUUCAAAAUGAUGGUGUCACAAUCCAUAAUGGUGCAGCUUAUUUUAAUGGUCAUACUGGUUUAAGAAUACCCCGAUUUGCUAACAUGGAUUUCGGCUCUCAACUGAUGAUAAAGUUUCGCUACAAGAAAGAGACACAGAUCACGAGAAAACAGGCUGUGAUAUCUAAUGGUGAUUGCAGUACUAGUGGAUCAUUAUAUAUCAUCGCUGCUGAUAAAUUUACAUCUUUUGGUAUAAAGACAAUAUCACAUCGAGCAGCGGCAGUAACAGUCCCAUCAGAGGAUACAGAAUGGAGAGACACUAUGUUUUAUUUAGAUGGUAAUUUACUAUCUGGAAGUGUUAAUGGCGACUCGUCACAAACUUUAGCAGGUCCAAUUCAAAGAAAGAAUUGUGCCAUACAAAUUGGUCGAGGAACAGGUUUUGGUAAUUUUAAAGGUUAUAUUGAUGAUUUAAAAAUUUAUUUAUGUAAACCAAAUAAGAAGUAAAGAUGGAUUAAUCGUGAUGAUGUGUGUAAAUGAUGUGUUCAAUGUGUUCAGAAUAUGUGUUUGUUGUGCCUUGUAUUUUAUAAGGAGAAUUUUUGUUAGUCCAUUAAUGCGGCUUAAAUAUUCUUUAUUUAUUAAUAUUUAUUGUCAAGUUUGUGUUAAUGACUAUAUAAAAUCAGUUGGCAGUAAAAAGAAUGAAUGAAACAACUAUAACAAACAAGGAUAACUACUUAGAUUCACAUCUACCAGAUGGCCCUUGGCCAAACCUCUUGGCAUUGAUCUUUCUAACUAGCAACUCGUGCUUAAUUCUCAAUACAUGUUCACGAGUUUUCAUAAAAAGGCAACCGACAAACGAUUGUCAUUGUUUCUACAGCUAUGUGUAUGUUAUAAAGAACGUAUAAGAAAAUGAAAUCCCAAAGAGUUGUAUAUAAAUUGUAUUAUAUUUUAAUUUUUAUUUUUGUAUUAUCAGAAUAAAUAUUGUUAAAAC
Lottia gigantea (owl limpet) is the source of this 1288-nucleotide messenger RNA. RefSeq lists its product as hypothetical. The coding region runs from base 163 to 804 and encodes 213 amino acids. The transcript has 6 exons. The record is from RefSeq and is a predicted model, not a curated record. Lineage: Eukaryota; Metazoa; Mollusca; Gastropoda; Lottiidae.